AUGCACAGUAGCUGCAUCCCGAACCAUGUGGAUGAGGAGGCACUGAAAGAGGAGUGUGAGAAGCAGGGCACCAUCAAAGAGUUCUUCUACAUGGCGGACCAAGUCGGCACCGACAGAGGCUGGGCGUUUGUGACAUAUGAGGAUGAGACCGAAGCCGCUGUGGCAGUGGCAAUGUUUAACGGGCAGCAGAUCUUCGCGGGCAGCGCAAGGCCGCUACAGUGCAAGUUCGCAAACGAGAAGAUCACCAAGAUCGAAGGAACGGUCUUCGAGGCGCCCACGAAGGCCGUCACACCUUGGCAGGAGUUCACCACUCCGGAGGGUAAGCCCUACUACUACAACAGCGUCACCAAAGAGACUCGCUGGGAGAAGCCAGCUGAGCUUGGCGGUCAGACAGCCGCGGCACCUGGAGCUGCAGCCUUGCCAGGAGCUGCUGCAGGUAGCAGCACUUCCGGCCAGCUGGCCCUUACUCAGGCAGCGCUGCCGGCACUGCAGGGUGGCAACGGGCCACCAGGAGCCAACAUCUUUGUCUUCCAUGUUCCGAUCAAUUGGACGGACGACGACUUCAAUGCCCACUUCUCACCGUUUGGGCAGAUCGUGUCUGCGAAGAUCCAUGUGGAUCCUGUGACGAAGGCCUCGAAAGGUUUCGGCUUCUGCUCCUACGUGACGACGCAAGCAGCAACCAUGGCCAUCAAAGGUAUGAAUGGCUUUGACACCAAACAGGGCAAGUUCCUGAAAGUCACCAUCAAGAAAGGUGAAGAACAGUACAACCCAGACGCGGUCUCAGCGCAGAAUGUUCCAGCAGCGGCCGCAGCUGGACCGACAUCGAAAUGCCAGCGUGACGAUGCCAGGGCAUCCAAAGGCCCGUGCAGGAUCCAGGAGUACUUCUACCGGAUACUGGCUGUGACGCUAUUGCACGUCCCCACAGUGGUGCUUCUCACUGACUCAGCCCUUCAGCCCCACUUCCAGCAGCGGUACCCCGCCGAGGCACGCAGAGGCCUUCGCGUGUACGAGUACUUGGAGUACGCGGAUGCCAAGUAUUUCAAGCUCCAGUCUCUGUACUUGACGAAUCUGAAGGAAAAGAACGAGUCAAAAGAGACACAAGCCUGCUGCAGGGGGCACACCGAGCCAUUUGAGAUGAUGAACGUCCUGAGCUUCUUUGUCAUGCGUGCCUGGAUGGAGAAAGAGGCUGUGCCCCAUGUGGCCUAUGCAGAGAGUGAUGUUGCGGUGCUCGUGCCGCCCUACCUGCCUCAGAGGUGCGAGAGCGAAAUUACCUGGCGUUCCAGGUGGGAUCGCCAGCAUGAAUGGCCUCCUUUCACCUACAGCGCCCUGGCAUCCACAGGUGGCGUGCUGAGCUUGGCUGUUCUGAACGACUGGACCGACUUCAACCUUGCACUCUUCAAGGAGUACUUCUGGAUCCAAGAAGCUACCGCGGUUCAAUUGGGAGGCAUCCAGCACAACUUGUUUUCCGGCAUCAACCACAUGAGCACAUGGUACUUUUAUGCCAUGGGCAGCCUCGACUCUGAUGGAAUGCCGUGGUCCGAUGGAGAACCUUGGUACCUUCAGUACAUCCGGCUUCCACCCAGAUUUUCCAGAGAAGUGCUGCACGUCCCACCUGCGGAGUUGCGAGACCUUCCGCGGCGGAAUGCAACGAUUCCACCCACCAAGCGCUACCGCGUCUGCAACGGCUGGUAUCCUACUCAAGGCUUCAUGAUCGAUGCUGCGCACGGCUGGAAUCCUGCAAACCUGGUCUGCUGCUAUGUGAAAGCUGGCGAGACGCACAAGGCUGAGUUGAUACACAGCCCCGAGCUGAACCGGUCCAUCUUCCGGGCCACCGUCGGCCAAGCGACUUUGCGGGACCUCCACUUCCAAGGUCCGACCAAGCGCUUUGUGGGCAAAGUCUUUGCGCCCCUCUUCCGGGAAUACGGCGGCUUCAGCUUCGCAGCGGAUUAG
Messenger RNA from Symbiodinium natans, 1950 nucleotides. NCBI's taxonomy places the organism in Eukaryota, Dinophyceae, Suessiales, Symbiodiniaceae. The record is from the annotation of a GenBank genome assembly.